AUGCUCGCUUUCACUCGCUUAAACACGCUCUUUUUCUUUGUCUUCGGUAUUCUCCUUGUUGGCUCGUCUGCUCACACCACGAGCCCGAGACACAACGGUCUCAAUGCCCUUGACCUGCAAACUAAUGCAGCCCGUAUGGAGGCUGGGCUCCCCCCUCUGAGACCCAGGAACCUCUUCAAUCCCUCUCGUGUCGCCCGUUCCCCUCCCAAACCCUCUGGAUUCCCAAAUGAGGUUUGCAACAAAAGAAUCAAGGUCCUUAACACCUACGGUGGCGUGGUCGGCUACAUCGCCAAGACUCAGUCCAAUGGAGCUUUCAAGGUCGACAAGUCUGGAUGGUCAGGCAAUCACUUGCAAAUUAAAUACACCCCCUCCUCUAAUCCCUUCAACGUGCUUAUUGAGAGCUUUGGAAGUGGUUCGAAACCUACCCUUGGAUUCGGUGGCAAGAACUCAAACCUGAACACCUCCAAUAACUACAAUGUCCUUACUGGAACCAACUCUCUGGCCUCUGGAUCUACCCCCGUUAACAACGCAAACUCCCUCUCUUCCAGCUACGGUCGCUCCUACGCCGAAUCUGCCGUGUGGUCGGUCAGCGGAAAUAGGCUCACUGCGAUCUGGGUUAACCCCGGAAGACUCACUGUCAGCACGGACUUUUACGUCACCUCUUCGAAUGAGCUCAUUCAGGUUGCCACUGGAAUUUCCCCUCCCGGCGGAAGCUCCAAAGUCGCCAAAUCACCGUAUUCGAACUUCCGUCGCCCUACAGGCUCCCGUUUCUUGGAAGUAGAUGCUUUUGGGCUGUCCGAGUCAUGGACUGGGUUCUUGGAGACUGGAUCACCGUUUGCUCAUAGUUACGUCGAAGCGAAUAGCCCAGUUUUCCAUGUAAUUGAUAAGUUACUUGUAGUAACUGCUAUCAACCUGGCUCUGGAUGUUAAUCGGCUAUUUUUUGAAACAAAUUCGUGA
Messenger RNA from Psilocybe cubensis, 957 nucleotides. RefSeq lists its product as uncharacterized. Lineage: Eukaryota; Fungi; Basidiomycota; Agaricomycetes; Agaricales; Agrocybaceae. The transcript has 12 exons. The coding region runs from base 1 to 957 and encodes 318 amino acids. The record is from RefSeq and is a predicted model, not a curated record.